Messenger RNA from Triticum aestivum (bread wheat), 5017 nucleotides. Its product is annotated as protein NETWORKED 2D. Gene Ontology annotation, molecular function: actin binding. The record is from RefSeq and is a predicted model, not a curated record. NCBI's taxonomy places the organism in Eukaryota, Viridiplantae, Streptophyta, Magnoliopsida, Poales, Poaceae. The transcript is spliced from 3 exons. Bases 289 to 4797 code for a protein of 1502 amino acids.
UUCGGUUCCUGCUCUGCCCCUUCUCCUCUGUUCUUCCUCCUCUCCGCCGCCGCCGUCUCGUUCAUCUUAGAAGAUGACAUACAUCCACGCUGCAAAUGUAGGCAAUGCACAUUGCUGACCUUCCAGUUCGAGUCCUGUGUGCAAUAGGACUGAUCAGCAGCAGGGAUGCAUUCAUGAUCAGGUCUUGUGUGCGCUGGAGGAGAAGGUGAACUAGGGAGGGAGGUUGGAGGAAGACGAGGGGCUGGCUAACCGGCGGCUGGAGAAGCGCGGCGGCGGAGGAGAGGCAGGAUGCUGCAGCGGGCGGCCAGCAACGCCUACUCGUGGUGGUGGGCGAGCCACAUCCGCACCAGGCAGUCCAAAUGGCUCGACAGCAACCUCCAAGAUAUGGAAGAUAGGGUCAAAUGCAUCCUCUUACUCCUUGGAGAGGAAGCAGAUUCUUUCGCAAAGAGGGCAGAAAUGUAUUACAAGAGGCGACCAGAGGUGAUCAGCUCCGUGGAAGAAGCGUACCGGGCAUACAGAGCCCUUGCAGAACGCUAUGACCACAUGUCAGGAGAGCUACACAAAGCAAACCACACUGUUGCAACUGCCUUCCCUGACCAGGUUCAGUAUUCUAUGCUCGAAGAGGAUGAUGACAGUCUCCCGAAAGCAUUCACGGCGGUUGAUCCUCGUAAAAUCCACAAAUCAACGGUGGAGGGGCUGAUGAAUAAGAAGAAAGGAAGGAAACCAGGACAGAAAGAUGGAGGAAAGAAUUGUGCAGCUCCAGUCAACAAGGAGAAUGCGCAAAAGGAGAUCAGCAGGAUGCAGAAAGAGAUAUUGGUGCUGCAGACUGAGAAAGAGUUCAUCAAGAGCUCUUACGAGAGUGGAAUCGCAAAGUACUGGGAUCUUGAAAAGCAAAUCAAUGACAUGCAUGAAGAAGUCUGCUACUUCCAGGAGGAGUUCAACGAAAGCGCUGUGAUUGAAGAUGAUGAGGCGAGAGCUUUGAUGACAGCGAGUGCCCUUAAAUCUUGUGAAGACGCCAUUGCCAGACUGCGGGAGCAGCAGAAGCUCUCGUUCAGCCAAGCAAUGGUUGAGCUGGAAAGGGCCAGUGUUUCCAGAGAGAAACUGAAGAACAUCAUGAAAGAGCAUGGUAAAUUCCUGUCGGAUUCAGGAAAUUCUCUUUACGAGAAUGUGAGAAAUGAUGCCACCGUUAAGAUGGAUGAUCUGUACUCUAUGAAGCAGGAGAAAAUUGGAAUAGAAGCAAUAGUAGAUAAGAUCAAGGAAUACUUUCAGAAAGACACUGAUAUUUCUGUGGCAGAGAUUGCAGAGAGAAUUGAUGACAUGGUCAAUAAAGUUGUGGACUUGGAACUCAUGGUUUCAUCACAGACUGCUAAGAUAGAUAGGCUGUGUCUGGAAAACACAGAGCUGGAGAUAUCACUCCAGGAACUGGAGGGAGAGCAGGCAGUAGUAAACAGUGGUUCAGGUGAAUUGAAUGACAAGCUAGAGAAGGCAGAAGAUGAGCUGAUGAGAGUGCAGUACCUUGAGAGCUCCUUCCAUGCAGAGGAAAGCAUAGUCUAUUCAAAUUUCGCUGAAACCGCAAGUAGCUUUUGUUGUAUUACAGACUUAUUGCAGUCACCUCCUGUUGAGCACCAAGCUGGUUCUGCGCCCAGGCUGACUCAUGAAGCGACACCAUCCGCUGACACUGCAUCAUCUGGCAAGUGCGAGAAAACAGAACCUGAAGAAGAUCCUCAGAUGGAUAAACCUACAACAAAGCCUGACAUGGAUGGGGUCCCUGAUAGUUCUGGUAAAUUGGAGCUAGCUACGAUCAGCGAUAACUGUCACCAUGACAUCAAGGAAGAAAGGCAAUACUGCGCAGAUGAUUUGGAGGAUUUGUGGGAUUGCGGGCUUGAAAGAAAGUCGAGCUUUGCAGAUGCAUCGGUAAAUAAGGAAACAGCAGAAAAUGUUAUUACAGGUAUGUUGCAGACACCUCUUACUGAGCACCAAGCUGGUUGUGUGCCCACACUGGCUGAUGAAGCAACACCACCCGCUGACACCGAACCAUCUGGCGAGUAUGAGAAAAUAAAACCAGAAGAAGAUCCUCUAAUGGAUAAAGCUACAAGAAAGCCUGACAUAGAUGGACUCCCUGAUUGUUCCAGUAAGUUGGAGCUAGCUACAGUCAGUGACAACUCUCACCAGUCUAACUGUUACAAUGACAUUAAGGCAGAAAGGCAUGACUGCACAGAUGAUUUGGAGGAUUUAUGGGAUUGUGGGUUUGAAAGAAAUUCUAGCUUUGCAGUUGCAUCAGUAAAUAAGGAAACAGCUGAAAAUGCAGGCAGUGAUACUACAGAUAUGUUGCAGUCACCUCUCACCGAGCACCAAGUUGGUUAUGUGCCCACAAUGACUGAUGAAGCAACACCACUCGCUGACUCCAAACCAUCUGGCAAGUGUGAAAAAAUAAAACCAGAGGAAGAUAAUCAGAUGGAUAACGAUACACAAAAGCUUGACAUAGAUGGAUUCCUGGAUUGGUGUGGUAAGCCAGAGAUAGCUAUCAUCAGUGCUGAUUCAGAGAAUUUGUGGCAGUUUGAGCUUGACGGUGAAUCUAGCUUUGCAGCUGCAUCAGUAGAUAAUGGAACAGCAGAAAAUGCAGAUAACAGUACAUCUGGUGAACAUAACAAUGCAGAAGUGAAAUAUAAUCAUGGAGCCAUUGGCAGCAACAUGCAACCAUAUGUUGUACAUUCUCAUGAGCAAGGUUCGGUAGAUCGAUUGCAUCAAAGUUCACCUGAAGCCCCAUGGGAUCACGACCUAAAACAAGUGGAUGGCAAGCAAGAUUCAUCGACAGUGGAUCAUAGCAUUUUUGGAGGCCACUUGGAACAAGAUAUGAACAUAGAAGAACGGUUAGAAGACUCGCAUUUCACUGAAAAUUUCACUCCUGGCAAUGGAAAAGCUGUUGGUGUUGGAGAUCAAGAGAACAACAUGGCUAAUAUGCAGCAAUUGCAUAUGAGUGGACUCCAAGACAAGAAAAUGGUACUAUUAACCGAGUGCAAGGAAAAAGAAUCAGAAGAAGAUCCUCAGAUGGAUAAAGCUACAAGGAAGCCUGAAAUAUAUGAAUUCCCUGACUUUUCCAGUAACUUGGAGCUAGUAAACAGCAAUGACAACAGGCAGCCAUCUAACAGUUACCAAGAAAUUAUGGCAGAAAAGCAUGACAGUGUGGGUGAUUCAGAGGAUUUGUGGUAUUGUGGGCUUGAGAGAAAAUCUAGCUUUGCAGUUGCAACGGUAAAUAAGGAGAAGGCAGAAAAUAUAGACAAUUACGCAUUUGGUGAACAUAACAAUGGCAUCAGCAUGCAACCCUAUGUUGUUCAUUCCCAUGAGCAGGGAUCAUUAGAUCGAUUGCAUCACAUUUCAUCUGAAGUCCCAGGAGAUCAUCAUGCGAAGUUAGAGGAUGACAAGCAAGAUUCAUCAACAGCGGGCCAUAGCAUUUCCAAAGGCCACUAUGAACAAGAGAUGAAGAAAGCAGAAGAGUCAGAAGACACACAUGGCACUGAAAAUUCAAUUCCUGGCAGUGAAAUUGCUGUUGUUGUUAGAGAUCAAGAGGAGAACAUGGCUAAUCUGCAGAAAUUGCUUAUGAGUGGACUCCAAGACAAGGAAAAGGUACUACUGACCGAGUACACUUCUAUCCUCCGAAAUUACAAAAAUGCAAAGAGAAGGCUUACAGAAGUGGAGAUAAAGAAUCAGGAAUGUUUGGAUGAGAUGAAAGCCAUGAUGAGCGAACUACGCUCUGCCAAUGAAUUGAAGGAUAAGGAGAUUCGGUCACUACGUGAACUCCUGAACACUUCUACUGUCAAAGAUGCACAUCAGAAUGGCCAUCAAAUGAAUACAUACACGUCCUUGAGUAUCAAGAGUGGGUCCUUCAGGGGGCACCGAAGGAUCCCAAGCUUUUUGCCAGGUCAUCAAAGGAGAGAAAGUGCUUCUUCCAUUUCGAGGAUAAUCAUGAAGAAUUCUAGCCCGAAGAACAAAGAUGAUGCAUCACAUGAUGCUGUUUUUCAGGCAGAAAGAAUCGGUAUGGGUGACAUCAGAUUAACUAAUAUUCUUGAGAUGCAGAACGCCUCACCUCUUGAGGACAAGUUCAGAAGAGACAUCGAUGGGCUUUUGGAGGAGAACCUAGACUUCUGGAUGAAGUUCAGCACAUCAUUCGAAAAGAUUCUAGAAUUGCAGACCAAGCAUGAUCAGCUUCAAUCAGAGAUUGGCAAGCGAACAAACGCGGACAGGCUCAAGGAAAACAGCGGUGGCACAAGUGAUCCUCGUGCAGAAGCUGAACCCGAAACCAUAGAGAAGCGGCUACGGGAACUUAAGAUUGAAAUGCAAGUAUGGCUGGAACAGAAUGCGAUGUUCAAAGGGGAGCUCCAGUGCAGGUUUGCUUCCCUGUGCAGUAUACAAGAGGAAAUCCAGGCAGCAAUGGAGAUGGAUGCAGAGACUGUGGAAGGAAUCCAAUUCACUUCAUACCAUGCUGCCAAAUUCCAAGGGGAGAUCUUGAGCAUGAAGCAGGAGAACGACAAGGUUGCGGAUGAACUGCAGGCUGGCUUAGAUUAUAUAAGAGGCCUACAAGAAGAAGUCGAAAAGAUCCUGGCAAAGAUACUGAAGAGCACCAGCUUAUCUGGGUCGAAAGGCAGCAGCCCUUGGAGGAAUGCACCCUCUAAGUCACGAGUGCCGCUCCGGUCGUUCCUGUUUCCAGCCAAGAAAAAGAAACCAUCCCUGCUGGCAUGCAUGAAUCCAGCACUUCAGAAGCAGUACAGUGACAUGGCAUUCUUUGCUAAAAUGGAAUAGGCCUUCAUGAUGGAACCGAAUUCAUCACACACGGAGCCAGAUGAGCUGUGUCUGUGAGGCAAACAUGACCUGAAAUAUGACUAUCAGGUUGUAUUAGACAGCUUCAUUGUUGGGCUAACUACAAGGUUCUCACGGCAUAUUUAGUGGAGAAACUAGGGAUUACAUUUAGCUAUUUCUUUUCAGAGGACAUACAUAUAUAUACUUUUGUCAAUAAUUUAUU